UGUUGAGGGUUGUCGUCGUCAUGUAGGAUGUUUGCUCUUGUGUUGUAAAGAUGCACAUUCAGUGCAACGAACACUGCUGGACUUCUCAAGUACACGCUGUUUAGAGGAAUAUAAUAUAAUCUUACAUUGUCGAAUUAAUUGUAACUUUUUGUUAUGGAAUCAAAACCCCUUUCCGCGAAACUGCUUAAUGCUGCGCCUCCAUAUGGACAUAUCAUCAUUAAUGAGAAGUGCAGGGGCUCGAACCUUGUGCAGUGCCUCAAAGGAAGUGUGAAGGCCAUAUUUGAAGAAGAGCUUGGUGAUGUAGAUUUCUGUCUCAGUAAUAAGAUGUGUGUCCUGUAUGUGUCAGAGAGUGAUAUGGUUGCAGGAAAUAUCCAUAGGAGGAAAAUUGCCCGCUUCAGAAAUGCCAACAGCGGUCUGCAGGGUAUUGUGAUCGUGGAGAAGACCCAUUUGAGUGAGCAGUAUUUCAGCGGGCUGCAGAAGUUUGUGGUUUUGGAGUUGGGUUUGACUCUUCUGCCCGUGUCCAGUCCUGUUGAAGCUGCUCAACUCAUAGGACAACUAGUUCUUGGAGAGAACAAAGAGAACCCCUUCUGCAGAAAAAGUUUGUCGAGAUUGCUGGAACCGGUGGUUUUGAAUCUAGUUCAACAGAUUCCCGGGGUCGGGAAGGUGAAGGCCAUGUUACUGCUUCAGCAAUUUCCCAGUAUCCAUCGGCUCAGCAGCGCUUCAGUCAAUGAGCUAGAGCCUAUAGUGGGGCAGAGUACAGCCCAACAAAUCACAGCAUUCUUCCAUAACCAGUUCACAUAGAAAUAGAGGCUGUCACCCCAGACUGAUAUUCCCAAAGAAUUCAUUCAUAACGUGAUCACAUUUAUAAAGCACAACCAUAUUGUAGAAUAAAAGUUUUUCACGUGCUCCUUGGGAAUUCGAAGCAUUUUUUGCCACAUAGUUUUUCAAAUUUUAUUACUAUAAAAUUAAUACAUUGUUUUUUUUUUUGUUCGUUUUAAUUAUUUGAGUGGCAAGUUUAAUAUUGAAUGUCAGCAUGUAAUGUUCGCUGAUGUAAAAUACUUGUAAAGUUUCCGAACUGUAGAGAGGAACAGAAAAUGGCGCUAUGGAUCCAGUUGCACCAAAAUUGACUUUGGUUGAUAAACUUAUAAAGAGUGUGAAAUGUUUUUUGUGUUGGUGAUUAUAUUGAAGGUACAGAAUGAUAAUAUGAUACGAGUAAGAAU
Messenger RNA from Triplophysa rosa, 1220 nucleotides. RefSeq names its product FA core complex associated protein 24 (gene faap24). Gene Ontology annotation, cellular component: Fanconi anaemia nuclear complex. Gene Ontology annotation, biological process: interstrand cross-link repair. The transcript has 4 exons. NCBI's taxonomy places the organism in Eukaryota, Metazoa, Chordata, Actinopteri, Cypriniformes, Nemacheilidae. Bases 154 to 801 code for a protein of 215 amino acids. Gene Ontology annotation, molecular function: chromatin binding. The record is from RefSeq and is a predicted model, not a curated record.